Neofelis nebulosa (Clouded leopard) is the source of this 2086-nucleotide messenger RNA. RefSeq names its product vascular non-inflammatory molecule 3-like. The record is from RefSeq and is a predicted model, not a curated record. Bases 162 to 1583 code for a protein of 473 amino acids. NCBI's taxonomy places the organism in Eukaryota, Metazoa, Chordata, Mammalia, Carnivora, Felidae. Gene Ontology annotation, molecular function: hydrolase activity, acting on carbon-nitrogen (but not peptide) bonds, in linear amides. The transcript is spliced from 8 exons.
AUUUGUCUGUAUAUCUUGCAAAAUCAACCUGCUUUCCCCUCACGGAGCAUGGACCACGUUUGGAGAAUUAACGUUUUAAAUAAUGGCAAAUCAUGCUUUAGAUAAUGGAAUUUAAGUGACAUAACAGGAGCUGGAUUUUGGAGAAAAUUCAUCUGGUGGCUAUGUGUCGAAUGAACAACUUUGGCCAUUGUGGGCGAACAGAGACACCAGUUUCCAAAGAAGAAGCUUUGCUCCUGAUGAACAAGAACAUAGAUGUUUUGGAGAACGCAGUUAAGCUGGCAGCCAGGCAGGGUGCACAUAUCAUUGUUACCCCAGAAGAUGGAAUUUAUGGCUGGGUUUUCACAAGAGAGACCAUUUACCCCUAUCUGGAAGAUAUCCCAGACCCAGAGGUGAACUGGAUUCCAUGUACAGAUCCCCAGAGGUUUGGCUACACCCCAGUGCAACAAAGGCUCAGCUGCCUGGCCAAGGACAACUCCAUCUACGUUGUGGCAAAUAUUGGGGACAAGAAGCCAUGCAAUGCCAGUGACCCUCAGUGUCCCCCCGAUGGCCGUUACCAGUACAACACUGAUGUGGUGUUUGAUUCUGAGGGUAGGCUUUUGGCACGCUACCAUAAGUACAAUCUUUUUGCGCCUGAAAUUCAAUUUGAUUUCCCCAAGGAUUCAGAAUCUGUGACUUUUGAGACUCCUUUUGGGAAGUUUGGCAUUUUCACUUGCUUUGACAUUUUUUCUCACACCCCAGCUGUGGUGGUGGUGGAUGAGUUUCAAGUGGACAGCGUUCUCUACCCGGUGGCGUGGUACAACACACUGCCCCUUCUGUCGGCUGUUCCCUUCCACUCUGCGUGGGCCAGAGCCAUGAGAGUCAACUUGCUUGCUGCGAAUACCCACAACACCAGCAUGCACAUGACAGGGAGUGGAAUCUAUGCACCGGAAGCGGUCAAAGUGUAUCACUAUGACAUGGAAACAGAGAGUGGCCAGCUGAUGCUGUCCGAACUGAAGUCCCGGCCACGAAGUGAACCCACCUAUCCUGCAGCUGUUGACUGGAGUGCUUAUGCCAGAAGUGUCAAGCCAUUCUUGUCUGAACAGUCAAAUUUUCCGGGAAUGAUUUAUUUUGAUGAGCUCACCUUCAUUGAGCUUAAGAGAAACACAGGAAAUUACACAGUUUGCCAGAAAGACCUGUGCUGUCACUUAACUUACAAGAUGUCGGAGAAACGAACAGAUGAGGUUUACGCACUAGGUGCUUUUGAUGGACUGCACACAGUAGAAGGUCAAUAUUACCUACAGAUAUGCACAUUACUGAAGUGUCAAAUCAGUGACCUGCGAACUUGUGGGGAGCCCGGGGGGUCAGCUUUCACCAAGUUGGAAGAAUUCUCCCUCAGCGGCACAUUUGCAACACAUUAUGUUUUCCCACAGAUCAUUCUCAGUGGAAGUCAGCUUGCUCCUGAAAGGUAUUAUGAGGUCUUGAGAGACGGACGUCUGAGGAGCCGAAGCAGAACCCCUCUGCCUGUCUUAGUUUUGGCCCUGUACGGAAGAGUGUUUGACAAAGACCCUCCGCGCUUGGGGCAAGGACCCCAGAGAUUAGAAUGAUCCCUUUCCACUGGCACACUUUCAGGAUUACCCUGGCAAAGAAAGGGAGAGGAAAAAAAAAAAAAAAGCUUCAUGUCUGUUUAGAAGAGAUGUCACAAAUUGGCCGGAACAACAAACUUAAAACGUGAAGGGCAGUGGAUGGGUUUUAUAUGUUUUACGUUUUCCGUAUUUGAUAUAUAGCACCAACUCAUUUAUGGGAGCUGCAUGUGGGAUCCGUGUAGGUGCAAUGUAAGUAUAUGUGAGUAUAUGUGUGUGUAGCAGAACAUGCAGUUAAAUGGAGGGGGACUUAGAAAACUCCUUUUGUGUUAACUACUCUGAUAUAUGUGAAUGUUUUUCUAUCAUUUGUAAAUACACAGGGGGCACCUUAAGUAUGCAGAGGGCUUUUGAUCCUCGUUGAUUACGAUAUAGGAAGUAAAACAACAAAGGCAUCUCCUAAAGUAAUUAUGAGUAACUUUUCAAAAAAUUUUGAGCAACUUGUUAACUGAUUAAAAUUAUUCUAUUAU